Molecule: messenger RNA, 987 nt
Organism: Adineta ricciae
Lineage: Eukaryota; Metazoa; Rotifera; Eurotatoria; Adinetida; Adinetidae
Source: the annotation of a GenBank genome assembly
AUGAGCUUGAUGAUAAGAACUACAAAUCUAGUAUUCUAUAAUUCUUGUUUAACGUCCACAACAGCGAAAUAUGUUUCGCAAUUGGCUGGUAUUCAACCACGUGGCUUACUUCAUACAAGUUCGUCGUUAAUGAACGAAGAGAAGGAACACCGUCAGUCGUUGGAAAUAAAACAACUGAAAGAUUACAUGAUGCAUCAUGAGAUAUAUUCGGAGAAGGAACUACAAAACGUCACAACGACUCAUAAAAAACUCAAAUCAUGGCAUGAUCGAGUAGCUUAUGCAGCCGUUCGUACAUUACGUUUAGUCUUCGAUACCUUCACGGGUUAUCUGCAUGGACCGACGAUGGCAAAAUUAGGUUAUCAAAAUCCUUCGAUGACAGAAGAACAGUGGCUGAGACGUUUCAUUUUCCUUGAAACAGUUGCUGGCGUGCCCGGCAUGGUUGGUGGAAUGACUCGUCAUAUGAAAUCACUCCGUACAAUGCGUCGUGAUUAUGGAUGGAUUCAUACAUUAUUAUCUGAAGCCGAAAAUGAACGAAUGCAUCUGCUGACAUUUCUGGAAUUACGACAGCCAGGCUGGAUAUUUCGUAGUUUUGUUCUUUUGGGCCAAGGUGUAUUCUUCAAUGCUUUCUUUUUAUCUUAUCUUCUCUCUCCGAAAACUUGUCAUCGAUUUGUUGGCUUUUUGGAAGAAGAAGCAGUGGUCACGUAUACCCGAUGUCUGAAAGAUCUCGAUGCUGGUAAGCUGCCAGCUUGGACUAAUCUACCAGCACCGACAAUAGCUAGAAAUUAUUGGAAGUUAUCGGAUAAGGCAAUGCUAAGAGAUGUCUUAUUAGCUAUCCGUGCCGACGAAGCAACGCAUCGACAAGUUAAUCAUAAACUAGCUGAUGUCGGACCAAAUGCACCGAAUCCAUUUUUGGUUGAAGAAAAUCAAAUACCGCCUCCACCUAGUUUAGAUGAACAACGAACAAUCGAUACAGCAAAUAAAAACUAA